This is a messenger RNA of Lactuca virosa, 1083 nucleotides long. Lineage: Eukaryota; Viridiplantae; Streptophyta; Magnoliopsida; Asterales; Asteraceae. The record is from the annotation of a GenBank genome assembly.
AUGGCAUCACUCGAGGAAUUUUCAGCUCUAGAUCUCAUCCGCCAACACCUGCUUAUUGACGAUUCCUCUUUCCUACAGGAAUAUUCCAUACUCUCCGAUCAUCACUGCAAUAAUAUCACCUACAAAUCCACCGUUGUUUUUCCUCUAACCUCAUCAUCAUCAUCUUCUACUUCUUCUUCUUCUUCUCCUACGUCCUCUGUGAUUGAUCACACUCGAACGGUUUCCGGCCACCAAUUUGAAUUCAGAGUGGAACAAGAACCGAUGCUUCAAUCAAGUUCAUCGGAUAUAACUGGAAAAUUUAGCAACAACGGUUUUAAUCAACGAAAACCCUCUGUGAAUAUAUCGUUUCCACCUGCAAUCGAGAAAUCUGAUGUCGUGGUUAAGGAGAAGGAGUUUGAGGAGAGGAAGCAUUACAGAGGAGUAAGACAACGGCCGUGGGGAAAGUUUGCCGCGGAGAUCAGGGAUCCUAGCAAGAAAGGGACUAGGGUUUGGCUUGGGACAUACGACACCGCCAUAGAUGCAGCAAAAGCGUAUGAUAAAGCAGCGUUUAAGCUUCGAGGCAACAAAGCCAUAUUGAAUUUCCCGCUCGAAAUUGGAAAUUCAGAGGAAGCGGCGGAAACGGAGACGAGGGUGGUGGCGAGUAAUAGUCGUAAAAGAGCUGCCGGAAAGUCUGAUGUGGAAGUGAGAGGAAGUCGGAAAGAAGUGAAAGUAGAACCAGACACGGCGAAGUACGGUGGUGAUAAGGCUGAUGCUGCGGUUGGGUCCUUAACAUUUGAAAAGGUCCCAUUAUUAUCAUCAUCUUAUCCUACCAUGGACUUCACGUCCGGUUGUAUGAUCAGGAGUAAUAGCCCUAAAAGCGUUGCCGGACAGUCUAUGGUGGAAGUGACUCAAGUGAGAGGAAGUCCGAAAGAUGUGAAAGUAGAACCAGAGACGGCGGAGUGCGACGGUGAUAAGGCGGAUGCUGCGGUUGGGUCGACCAUAUCGCCGACUAACUGGACGCCGGACGAUAACAGUAUAUUCGAUGUCCCUUUAUUAUCACCUUAUCCGACGAUGGACUUCACGUCCGGUUGUAUGGUGACGUAA